This is a messenger RNA of Pocillopora damicornis (cauliflower coral), 2229 nucleotides long. RefSeq lists its product as uncharacterized. The record is from RefSeq and is a predicted model, not a curated record. Lineage: Eukaryota; Metazoa; Cnidaria; Anthozoa; Scleractinia; Pocilloporidae. Gene Ontology annotation, molecular function: S-adenosylmethionine-dependent methyltransferase activity.
UGCAACUCGGCGAGAACUUUUGCACAUCUUUAGUUUUACGGUUCACUUUGUUCCUUUAUACCCUAGCCUAGCCGGCUUUUGGUUUAGUUUAGCGCGUCGUUUUUGGAUGUAAUGGAAGAUAGUGACACUUGUCCUUUCUCCCUCGAAGAAGCAAAGUCCUCCUUUCUUCGCACUCUAUCAAAACUUGACCCAAAAGAUUCUGAAGGUUUUGUUGAAUGGGUUACGGAACAUUGUUCCAAUGCAUAUACCUGUAAACAAAGUGGAGAAAAUAUUGAUUACACUUUUAAAUGGGCUGAGAAAAGGUUAAAAAAUAUUACAAAGGACAUAAAAAGGAUAAUUCCACUUCAAGGAGUCCUGGAGACAGAAAAAAUCAGACACCCGGAAGAAGGAAAGGGCCUGGCAUGUGAACGUUCAACCACAGUCCAUGUAGACUCAUUCCUGUAUAAUGAUGAAGACAUCGAUAAACUUUGCGAUGAAGGGAGAAUGAGCCGUAACUACUGUAAACAAUGUGGAUCUCACAACACAGCCCCAUUAACUUUCAUCUCCCAUUCAUCAUCACUUGUGCAGUUAAAAUUCAUUUUUCAAGCAGCCCUCUCUUCCAUCGCAACAAAUUUUGCAGACAAGUUGUUAGUGGAUGUUGGCUCCAGACUGGGUGCUGUUCUCUAUGGGGCAUAUCACUUCAGUCCAAUAAAGAAGAUUGUUGGAGUUGAAAUAAACUCAGAGCUGUGUGAUUUACAACAGAAAAUAACAGAAAAGUAUAGAAUGCAUGAUCGUGUUGAGUUAUUUCUAAAAUUUCAAAAUAAUUUUUUUGCAGCUGACAUUGUGGUUCUCAACAAUGUGUUUGAGUUCUUUUUAUCAAUGAAUCAGCAAAUAAGAACUUGGAAAUUCAUCCGAGAGCAUGUGACUAAACCUGGAUGUAUUUUAGUCACUGUUCCAAGUCUUGAAGAAGCCACAGAGUUCAACAACAAGCCAUGUAUAGAUGUCAACAGUUGGGUAAAGCCAUGCAUAGUUAACUAUGAUGUACUAGAAAUUCCUCUUUUAGAAGAAGACUUGGAUGAAUUACAGAACAUUUUCUUUUAUCAAGUGAAAUGAAAAAAAAAUUGUCUGAUUUACUGGUACCUGUUGAUAAUAGGAGUCCUACUACCCUCAUGGUUAGUAUGCUGGACUCAGAGUUGAGAGGUCUGGGUUUCAGACCUGGUUGGGACAUUGUGUUGUGUUCUCUGGCAGAACAAUUUACUCCCUGUCCUUGUCCAUCCAGUACUAUAAACAGGCACUAGUGAGUGGUCAAGGGAACCUGAUGAAAUGCUGAGGGGUAGCCUUGUAAUUGACUGGCAUCUCAUCCAGGGGGGAGUGGUAAUACUCCUAGUCACUUCAUGUAGAGGGAACCAGGAUAAGCUAUAGCUGGAUAGGCCACUUGGCCUUAGUGCAGACUUUCACUAUUGAAGUUAUUGUUAUUAUUUAAAUAACAAAAUCCAGCUUAUAAGUUGACUCUUUCCAUUCACAAUUAUUGUGCAAGUCAUUUGAGUCACAUUUAUAAUAACUGUUAACUGUCCAAGCAAGAGGAAAUGCAAUGGGGAAUAUUUUGUGUCAAAGGAUCUUGAAAACUUUGAAACUUGAGGAUUUGGAGAACAAGUUUUAAUUUUUCUUUUUCAUUGGUUAAACUGCAUUUUAUCAAAUUUGUAAUGAGUAAUUAAUAAGCACUUCAUGACUGGCCCCAAAAGAAAAAUUAAUUUUUUUCCCCUGAGACCCUCAAGGUUGCAUAAGGUGUUUCACUUUGCCUGAGUGAAUUUAUUUUAUUUUGCAUUGUUAUAUCUAUGAAUUGGUUAAUCUCUUUCUCAUAAGUUCAACAGCCUGUAUACAAAAGAUAAAUGCAACAUUAUUUUUUUAUUAUUAUUUGGAUCUUGUGUUUCAUGAAGUCUACAGUAAACACUGAACAGUCUAUGCAGUUAAGUUACAGAAAUUUUUGUUUCUUUAGUUACACUUAGACUUGCUUGGAACAUGAAUGAUGUCUGACUUUGUAAGGUAUGGCAUAUGUACAGCAAAGAACAUUAAUUCAUAACAGAUAUGAUAAGUAAACACUUUGUAUAGCCUAACAAAAUUCCAGAUGUCUAAAAUUUCAUUUGCCACACAUAAGACAUGUACCUCCUAGCAAGGUAAUAAGUUAGUGCAGUAGGAUUUGUAAUAUCCUAAUGGGAACACAAAUACUUGAUUAAAAACACUCCAGAAUCA